Molecule: messenger RNA, 5110 nt
Organism: Neomonachus schauinslandi (Hawaiian monk seal)
Lineage: Eukaryota; Metazoa; Chordata; Mammalia; Carnivora; Phocidae
Gene: SHANK3
Product: SH3 and multiple ankyrin repeat domains 3
Exons: 21
Coding region: 1-5070 (1689 amino acids)
Cellular component (GO): postsynaptic density; dendritic spine; postsynaptic membrane
Molecular function (GO): synaptic receptor adaptor activity; ionotropic glutamate receptor binding
Source: RefSeq, a predicted model, not a curated record
AUGAACAGGGCUCCCGGGACUUGGUGCCCUGCGCCGGGCCGGGCGGGGCCGGUCCGCGCUCACCCGGUCCGCACUCAUGAGCCCGCACCGCCGCAGAAGUGUCUGCGCCUGGACCCGGCCGCGCCCGUGUGGGCCGCCAAGCAGCGCGUGCUCUGCGCCCUCAACCACAGCCUCCAGGACGCGCUCAACUACGGGCUCUUCCAGCCGCCCUCCCGGGGCCGCGCCGGCAAGUUCCUGGACGAGGAGCGGCUCUUGCAGGAGUACCCGCCCAACCUGGACACGCCCCUGCCCUACCUGGAGUUUCGAUACAAGAGGCGAGUUUAUGCCCAGAACCUCAUUGAUGAUAAGCAGUUUGCAAAGCUUCACACAAAGGCAAACCUGAAGAAGUUCAUGGAUUACGUCCAGCUGCACAGCACGGACAAGGUGGCCCGCCUACUGGACAAGGGGCUGGACCCCAAUUUCCACGAUCCUGACUCAGGAGAGUGUCCUCUGAGCCUUGCGGCCCAGCUGGACAAUGCUACAGACCUGCUGAAGGUGUUGAGGAAUGGUGGUGCUCACCUGGACUUCCGCACUCGAGAUGGGCUCACUGCGGUGCACUGCGCUGCGCGUCAGCGGAAUGCGGCAGCUUUGACGACCCUGCUGGACCUGGGCGCUUCACCCGACUACAAGGACAGCCGCGGCCUGACGCCCUUGUACCACAGUGCCCUGGGGGGCGGGGAUGCCCUCUGCUGUGAGCUGCUUCUUCACGACCAUGCUCAGCUGGGGACCACGGAUGAGAAUGGCUGGCAGGAGAUCCACCAGGCCUGCCGCUUUGGGCAUGUGCAGCACCUGGAACACCUGCUGUUCUACGGAGCUGACAUGGGGGCUCAGAACGCCUCAGGGAACACAGCCCUGCACAUCUGUGCCCUUUAUAACCAGGAGAGCUGUGCUCGGGUCCUUCUUUUCCGUGGAGCUAACAAGGAUGUCCGCAAUUACAAUAGCCAAACAGCCUUCCAGGUGGCCAUCAUUGCAGGGAACUUUGAGCUUGCAGAAGUCAUCAAGACCCAUAAAGACUCGGAUGUUGUACCAUUCAGGGAAACCCCCAGUUAUGCAAAGCGGCGGCGGUUGGCUGGCCCCAGUGGCCUGGCCUCCCCUCGGCCCCUGCAGCGCUCAGCCAGUGACAUCAACCUGAAGGGUGAGGUGCAACCGGCAGCUUCUCCUGGACCCUCGCUGCGAAGCCUCCCCCAUCAGCUGCUGCUCCAGCGGCUGCAGGAGGAGAAAGACCGAGAUCGGGAUGGUGACCAAGAGAAUGACAUCGGUGGCCCCACAGCAGGCAGGGGCAGCCAGAGCAAGAUCAGCUCUCUGGCUUCUGUCCCUCCAGUGCUCAGCAUUGGGGAGGGCGGUUUCUGGGAGGGGACCGUGAAAGGCCGCACGGGCUGGUUCCCGGCCGACUGCGUGGAGGAGGUGCAGAUGAGACAGUAUGACACACGGCAUGAAACCCGGGAGGACCGGACGAAGCGCCUUUUCCGCCACUACACAGUGGGCUCCUAUGACAGUCUCACUUCACACAGUGAUUAUGUCAUUGACGACAAGGUGGCUGUCCUGCAGAAACGGGACCAUGAGGGCUUUGGUUUUGUGCUCCGGGGAGCCAAAGCAGAGACCCCCAUCGAGGAGUUUACACCCACACCAGCCUUCCCUGCGCUCCAGUAUCUUGAGUCGGUGGAUGUGGAGGGUGUGGCCUGGAGGGCCGGGCUGCGCACAGGAGACUUCCUCAUCGAGGUGAACGGGGUGAACGUGGUGAAGGUCGGGCACAAGCAGGUGGUGGCUCUGAUCCGCCAGGGCGGGAACCGCCUCGUCAUGAAGGUUGUGUCUGUGACAAGGAAGCCGGAAGAAGAUGGGGCUCGGCGCAGAGCCCCGCCGCCCCCCAAGAGGGCCCCCAGCACCACGCUGACCCUGCGCUCCAAGUCCAUGACGGCCGAACUUGAGGAACUUGCCUCCAUUCGGAGAAGGAAAGGGGAGAAACUGGAUGAGAUCCUGGCAGCCGCCGCGGAGCCUACACUGAGGCCAGACAUCGCAGACGCCGACUCAAGAGCCGCCACGGUCAAACAGCGGCCCACAAGUCGGAGGAUCACCCCUGCUGAGAUCAGUUCUUUGUUUGAGCGCCAGGGCCUCCCAGGCCCAGAGAAGCUGCCCGGCUCCCUGCGGAAGGGGAUUCCACGGACCAAGUCUGUAGGGGAGGAUGAAAAGCUGGCGUCCCUGCUGGAGGGACGCUUCCCGAGGAGCACAUCAAUGCAAGAUUCAGUGCGCGAGGGCCGUGGCAUCCCGCCCCCGCCGCAGACCGCGCCGCCACCCCCCCCUGCUCCCUACUACUUCGACUCCGGGCCGCCCCCCGCCUUCUCGCCGCCGCCCCCUCCAGGCCGCGCCUACGACACGGUGCGCUCCAGCUUCAAACCCGGCCUGGAAGCGCGCCUGGGCGCUGGGGCCGCGGGCCUGUAUGAUUCCGGCUCGCCCCUGGGUCCGCUGCCCUACCCCGAGCGGCAGAAGCGUGCGCGUUCCAUGAUCAUCCUGCAGGAUUCUGCGCCAGAGGUGGGCGACGUCCCCCGGCCCCCUCCCGCAGCCACCCCACCAGAGCGUCCCAAGCGUCGGCCGCGGCCGCCGGGUCCUGACAGUCCCUACGCCAACCUGGGCGCCUUCAGCGCCAGCAUCUUCGCGCCUUCCAAGCCUCAGCGCCGCAAGAGCCCGCUGGUGAAGCAGCUGCAGGUGGAAGAUGCUCAGGAGCGCGCAGCCCUGGCUGUGGGCAGCCCUGGCCCAGUCGGCGGCAGCUUCGCCCGCGAGCCCUCCCCGACACACCGUGGACCUCGGCCAAGCGGUCUCGACUACGGCCCUGCGGACAGCCCCGGCCUCACGUUUGGUGGCCCAGGUCCAGGCAAGGACCGGCGGCUGGAGGAGCGGCGCCGCUCCACCGUGUUCCUCUCGGUGGGAGCCAUCGAGGGCAGCCCUCCUAGUGCGGAACUGCCCUCCCUGCAGCCCUCCCGCUCCAUCGAUGAGCGCCUUCUGGGGACCGGCCCCACCACUGGCCGUGACCUGCUCCUGCCCUCCCCCGUCUCUGCUCUGAAGCCAUUGGUCAGCGGCCCAAGCCUUGGGCCUUCAGGCUCCACCUUCAUCCACCCGCUCACCGGCAAACCCCUAGACCCCAGCUCCCCCCUGGCCCUCGCCCUGGCUGCCCGUGAACGGGCUCUGGCCUCCCAGGCGCCCUCCCGGUCCCCUACACCAGUGCACAGCCCUGACGCUGACCGCCCUGGGCCUCUGUUUGUGGAUGUACAGGCCCGCGACUCUGAGCGAGGGGCCCUGGCCUCCCCAGCCUUCUCCCCAAGGAGCCCGGCCUGGGUUCCUGUGCCUGCUCGCAGGGAGCCAGAGAAAGCACCCCGGGAGGAGCGUAAGUCGCCGGAGGACAAGAAGUCCAUGAUCCUCAGCGUCCUGGACACAUCCCUGCAGCGGCCAGCUGGCCUCAUCGUCGUGCACGCCACCAGCAAUGGGCAGGAGCCCAGCAGUCUGGGGGCUGAAGAGGAGCGUCCGGGCACCCCAGAGCUGGCCCCGGCCCCCACACAGUCAGCAGUGGUGGCGGAGCCCCUGGCCAGUCCCCGGGCCCAGCCCCCUGGCAGCACCCCGCCAACAGACCCUGGGCCCGGCCAGGGCAGCUCGGAGGAGGAGCCAGAGCUGGUAUUUGCUGUGAACUUGCCGCCUGCACAGCUGUCCUCCAGUGAUGAGGAGACCAGGGAGGAGCUGGCCCGCAUUGGGCUGGUGCCACCUCCUGAAGAGUUUGCCAACGGGGUCCUGCUGGCCACCCCACUUCCUGGCCCAGGUCCCUCGCCCACCACGGUGCCAGGCCCGGCCUCAGGGAAGCCGAGCAGCGAGCCACCCCCUGCCCCUGAGUCUGCGGCUGACUCAGGGGUGGAGGAGGCUGACACACGCAGCUCUAGCGACCCCCACCUGGAGACCACGAGCACUAUCUCCACGGUGUCCAGCAUGUCCACCCUGAGCUCGGAGAGUGGGGAGCUCACCGACACUCACACCUCCUUCGCCGAUGGACACACUUUUCUACUCGAGAAGCCACCAGUGCCUCCCAAGCCCAAGCUCAAGUCCCCGCUGGGGAAGGGGCCGGUGACCUUCAGGGACCCGCUGCUGAAGCAGUCCUCGGACAGUGAGCUCAUGGCCCAGCAGCACCAUGCCGCCUCUGCUGGGUUGGCCUCCGCUGCCGGACCUGCUCGCCCUCGCUACCUCUUCCAGAGAAGGUCCAAGCUGUGGGGGGACCCCGUGGAGAGCCGGGGGCUCCCUGGGCCCGAAGAUGACAAACCAACUGUGAUCAGUGAGCUCAGCUCCCGCCUGCAGCAGCUGAACAAAGACACACGCUCCUUGGGGGAAGAGCCGGUUGGUGGCCUGGGCGGUCUGCUGGACCCUGCCAAGAAGUCGCCCAUCGCGGCAGCUCGGCUCUUCAGCAGCCUCGGUGAGCUGAGCUCCAUCUCAGCGCAGCGCAGCCCCGGGGGCCCGGGCGGCGGGGCCUCCUACCCGGUGCGGCCCGGCGGCCGCUACCCCGUGGCGCGGCGCGCCCCGAGCCCAGUGAAGCCCGCGUCGCUGGAGCGGGUGGAGGGGCUGGGGGCGGGCGCGGGGGGCGCGGGGCGGCCCUUCGGCCUCACGCCUCCCACCAUCCUCAAGUCGUCCAGCCUCUCCAUCCCGCACGAGCCGAAGGAGGUGCGCUUUGUGGUGCGCAGCGUGAGCGCACGCAGCCGCUCGCCCUCGCCGUCGCCGCUGCCCUCGCCAGCGCCUGGCCCCGGCCCUGGCCCCGGCCCCGGGGCCCCCGGCCCGCGCCGGCCCUUCCAACAAAAGCCGCUGCAGCUCUGGAGCAAGUUCGACGUGGGCGACUGGCUGGAGAGCAUCCACUUGGGCGAGCACCGCGACCGCUUCGAGGACCACGAAAUCGAGGGCGCGCACCUGCCGGCGCUCACCAAGGACGACUUCGUGGAGCUGGGCGUCACGCGCGUGGGCCACCGCAUGAACAUCGAGCGCGCGCUCAGGCAGCUGGACGGCAGCUGACGCCCCCUCCCCACGCCCCAGCCGCGCCCUGCCGGCAGGG